Molecule: messenger RNA, 2270 nt
Organism: Sitophilus oryzae (rice weevil)
Lineage: Eukaryota; Metazoa; Arthropoda; Insecta; Coleoptera; Curculionidae
Product: rab-like protein 6
Exons: 10
Coding region: 250-2190 (646 amino acids)
Cellular component (GO): nucleus; cytosol
Molecular function (GO): GTP binding
Source: RefSeq, a predicted model, not a curated record
UGUCAAGAAACUGCUAGGAAUUUUUCUGUAUGAUUAAGAUUAAUUCCUAUUUCCUAGCAUUAAAAAUGCUGUAUCAACAAAUAAUUCAGUUAUCGGACACGAUAAGCUUUGUUUAUAUUUAAAGCGGUGUUAAGAUAAUAACUUGAAUGAGUUCGUUGCAGAAUAAAUGCCAAUUUGAUUGAAAAAUCAAUAUAUUGAUACUUUCCUUCAGGAGGCAUAUGGUGAAAAGUUUAGUGAAUGUGAAUAAAAAUGUUUUCGGCAAUUAAAAGAUUAACCAGUAAAGGAGACGGUCCUUCAAGUAACAAUGUCGGUUCUAAAAGUCCAAAUGUUCAAGCAAUGUCUUCAUCAUUGCAAAGAAAAUUUGCAAAAGGGAUUCAAUAUAACAUGAAAAUUGUGAUCAAAGGAGACAGGAAUGUAGGAAAAACUUGUCUAUUUUAUAGACUUCAAGGGAAGAAAUUUGUGGAGGAAUAUAUACCUACCGAUGAAAUUCAAGUUGCUUCAAUCCAGUGGAAUUAUAAAGCAACAGAUGAUAUUGUUAAAGUAGAAGUGUGGGAUGUUGUGGAUAGAGGAAAGAAGAAAAAGCAUUUUGAUGGAUUAAAAUUAGAAAAUUCACAGCUUGAAAUGCCGGAGGAGGCAGCUUUAGAUGCGGAGUUCUUGGAUGUUUACAAAGGAACGAAUGGUGUGAUAAUAAUGUUGGACUUAACGAAAAGUUGGACAUUUGAUUAUGUUCAAAGGGAACUACCAAAGAUUCCAAGUCACAUUCCUGUUAUCAUACUAUCAAAUCAUUGCGAUAUGUCUCAUCAUAGAACUGUUACAGCUGAUCAUAUAAAUUUUUAUAUAGAGUCGAUUGCUGGUACCAGAUCAGCCCAAGUUAGACAUACAGAAUCGUCAAUGCGCAAUGGGUUUGGCCUAAAAUUUCUGCAUAAAUUCUUCAACUUACCUUUUUUGCAAUUACAAAAAGAAUCUUAUUUAAGGCAGAUUGAAAGAAACACGCAAGAAACAAAUGCAACGAUUCAGGAGCUGGAUAUGUUUGCUGAUUCAGAUGAGGCGAAUUAUGCAAAGUUUCUGGAUAAUUUAGUGAAAAAGAGGAGGGAAAUAGCCGACUCAAACGCCAACAUUCCUCCGUCGCCAGUUGUUGAAAAGACGGGUGUGAUUGACAUGAAAAGAUCUCAGAGUUGCUCCAUUGUCCUAGGUGCAGGCAAACCUAUUCCCUACGGCAACGUACCUCAGACCUCCGCCAAACCUUCGUCAACCUCUCAAGUGGCCAAAAGCAUCAGCAUGAACGCGUUCGGACUGACCGCCAAGUCUCCGUUAGAAGGAGACGUUGCCGAUGGGUUGCUAGAUGUCAAAAGACAGGAGGGUAACGCCAUCGCGUCCGUGGAGGAGUUCUGUCCGGACGGAGGACAUUUGGGAGGGUUUUUGGACGACGUGCAGUUUAGUAGCAAUCAGGGGCCGUCCAGGAUUGUGGAGAAUGAGGAAUCAGAUUCCGAUACGGAUACUGGUAAUCCUCUAGUGUCAGAACUACAGGAAGAUUUUGAACCGGAUGAAGUAUCGCUGUCCAAGCCUUCCAGGAUCGUUAGGAGACCCGAGACUGUUUAUUCAGCUCCGGCCAGGGUUGUCAAAUCGGAAGGGAGUAGCGAUCACGAGGUUGAGAAAACUAUUCCUGAGGAUUACGACAUGAAGCAGACGAACGACGAAUUCGAUUCAACAAUCAACUCGGAAAUAUCGGAACUUACUUCUGAUGUAUACGAUGCCUGGAUAGGCACAGACACUAAAUGGCGCAGAUCUCCCGAAGGUGGCGAGGAUAACUCAAUGGUUAGCCAAACGUUCGAUUACAGCAACAACAGCGCUAUCUACGAUGACAGUACAUCGGUAACUUCGUCGAACGUGCACAUGGAGCUGUUAACGUCGAAAAAGACACCCAGUUCCAGCAACAUCAGUGUUCAAAGCGAGAGCGAAGACACUCAAACUUCGAGUUCAGUGAAGAAGGAGAAGAAACACAAAGAAAAGACUGAGAAAAAGGAAAAACACAAGAAGAAAAAAUCGAAAGACAAAGACAAGGAUAAAGAAAAAUCAGAAAAGAAACACAGGCGAAAAUCCAGAGGAGAUCCCUCCCAUAGAGACGAAUUGGAAGAAUUUCUCAAUGGGAGUAACAGUCCUCCUAUUGACACUGCCUACGAAGCGAUAUAGCGGACUGUAAAGAAUCUCAGGUGGAAUUUAACGCUUUUAGAAAUAUUUUGUCCCCAUUAAAUUGGGCUACAUUAACUUUG